Messenger RNA from Oxyura jamaicensis (ruddy duck), 1430 nucleotides. RefSeq names its product leucine rich repeat containing 3C (gene LRRC3C). NCBI's taxonomy places the organism in Eukaryota, Metazoa, Chordata, Aves, Anseriformes, Anatidae. The transcript has a single exon. The record is from RefSeq and is a predicted model, not a curated record. Bases 399 to 1277 code for a protein of 292 amino acids. Gene Ontology annotation, molecular function: protein binding.
CCUUGCUUCCAUCACGCUCCCCAGGGGCCCUGCCUGCAGAGGCUGCUCGGCUGGAGCCAGGGCUCGCCGGCCGCCUCUGCAGGAUGCGUUGGCCUUCAGGCAGCGAUCGCACUGCCGGUGACCUUGGCGGGGAUCUCACCCCCGCCUCUGGCUCAGCUCGCGCCGUGUCCGUUUGUUACAGCCCAGCUGCUGCACGCAGGAGACGUGUGGUCGCUCGGCCCCACGGGGCCUAAUCCUGCUGCGCCGGAACACUGAGCGCAGCCGCUGAUGGCAGGGGGACGAGUGAGCCGUGCCGGCUGUCCCCGUCCCCGUUCCCAUCCCGCGGCUGGGUGCACCGGGGCGGGCGUGAUGCUCACCGCCGGCACAGCAGCGCUUGUGCCCCGUGGCACCUCUGCCUGAUGCUGUGCCCUUGCUGUCUCCGUCCCAGAUGCACCGACUCCAGCCCAAACCACCGCAGGGAAGAGCCGAGGGGCCGGCGGCCGCGUGAGCAAGCCGGCACGGUGCCGUGCCUCCGGUGGAGCCGUUCCUCCGCGACCAUGUGGCUGCUCCUGCAGAGUGUCCUCCUCCUGGCCUCCUGCCUCCGCUCGGCCGCCUUCCCCAAGGGCUGCUACCCCUCGGAGGAGGAGGGGCUGAAGACCUUCCGCUGCAGCAACGCUCGGCUGACCGAGGUCCCCAGAGACAUCCCCAACGACACCAACAAGCUCUACCUGGACUCCAACCGAAUCCCCUUCCUGCCCCGCGACGCCUUUCGGGACCUGCCGCUGCUGCUGGAGCUGGACCUGUCCCACAACGCCAUCGCCGGCGUCGAGAGCGGGGCUUUCCGCGGCCUGGGCGACCACCUGCACUCCCUGGACUUGUCUUCCAACAGGCUGGUGUCGGUCAGCAAGGACGCCUUCAGCAACCUGAAGGCCAAGGUCAACCUCUCCAACAACCCUUGGCUGUGUGACUGCCGGCUGCAGGAGCUGAUCCGCACGGUGGAGCUGGCGGCCGGCUCCUCGGGCGGCAUCGUCUGCGACUCCUCCGUGCAGGAGGAGCACGUCGGCAAAGCCUUCCUGCAGGUGAUCGCGGACACGGACUUCUGCAACAUGUACAAAAAGACCACGGACAUCGCCAUGCUGGUCACCAUGUUCGGCUGGUUCGCCAUGGUGAUCUCCUACCUGGUCUACUACGUGCGGCAGAACCAGGAGGACGCCCGGCGGCACCUCGAGUAUCUCAAGUCCUUGCCCAGCAAGCAGCGGCGCUCGGAGGAGUCGUCCACCAUCAGCACCGUGGUGUGAGGGACCCGCGGGGCCCGGGGCCGGCCGGGGCUGUUCCCGGCUGCUGUCACCGCGCAGAAAUCGCCGCGCUUUGUUUUGUUCUGGGGGAAUCGGUGUCUGGCUGGGGCAGCCGUGGCCGCCCGCAGCAACGCGAGCGCUGGGGUCGGGCACGGU